CUCAAGGUCGACUUGGGUACGAAGCGAGCCACAUUCACUUUCGUGAUAGCUUUUAGCCUCGCUAGUCCGGAAGUUUUCUGCUGCCAGCAUCUGAGCCUUUGCCAACAAGUCUUCCGGUGAUUUUGAACAAUGCAUUUUUCAAAACAUCUUAUCAGGGUAUUACCGAGAAUUGUUCAUCGUCAGUACUCCUCAGAUAUUGAACGUGCUGCAAUCGACAAAUUACGAGCAUCCAGCAAAUAUGUGACUGUUGAUUUCAGUACAAAAGAUGGUGUUGCUGUACUUGCAAUGAAUUAUCAAGCGAAGAAGAAUGCCUUGAGCAGAUCAUUUGUUUCUUCUUUGUCAGAGGCUGUUAAAGAGUUAGAGAUGGACAAUAAAUCAAGAGUUGCUAUUGUAUGCAGUUUGGUUUCAGAUGUCUUCUGUGCUGGCGCCGACCUGAUUGAAAGAGCUGAAGUUCCCGAUAUAGAUACUCCAGAUUUAGUUGCAGGACUACGGUCUUUAUUCCAACGCAUCUAUUUAUUGCCUAUGCCGACAAUAGCCGCUGUGGAUGGUGCAGCCUUUGGUGGUGGCCUAGAAUUGGCACUGGCCUGUGAUAUUCGUUAUGCUGGAAUUCUGCCCAAGUGUAGAUUAGGUUUGGUUGAAACACACUGGGCCUUACUACCUGGUGCUGGUGGUUCACAACGUUUGCCCAGAUUAAUUGGAGAAGCUAAGGCGAAAGAAUUAAUGUAUGCUGCAAUGAAGAUUACUGCUGAGGAGGCGGAACAUCUUGGUGUUGUGAAUACUGCAGUCAACCCGAAAACUGUACCAUCCGCAUGGGCUGAUAUGCCUGGUUUAUAUCAUUCCCUACAGUAUGCCUCCAAAGUGUGCACUAAAGGUCCACUUGCUGUUCGCCAGCUGAAAAAAGCUGUCAAUCAAGGUUUAGCAGUUGGCUCACUUGAAGCAGGUUUAAGCAUUGAAGGACAAUGCUAUCGAGUUCUCAUCCCAACUAGAGAUCGAAAGGAGGGAAUGUUGGCGUUUAAAGAAAAGCGUGAGCCUGUUUACCAUGGACUUUAAGUCUUAGAAUGCUCAAUUUCUUUUUAUUUUAGUUAGACACUAACCAGUGUUUACCUUCCUUCUUUACUUUCAGGUUGUCUUUUUGUGAUAGAGUAGGUUGUGUCUUUUACUAGAUUAUAUACUCUAUUUUCUUGUUUCUUACUGAUUUUUGUGUGUAAUUUCAUAUUAUUUUUUUUUAAAUAAAUAUUUUUGCACUACUAAUAAAAGCAUUCCAGCAGGACUCAUCGAGUUUUUUCUAUCUACUGUUUUGUCAUAGGGUACAAAGUUGGUGUUGUUCAUUUCUCUCUCUCUCUCUCUCUCUUUCUCUCCAUCUGUUAGGUGUUUUGUCUGGUUCAAGAAAU
Heterobilharzia americana is the source of this 1391-nucleotide messenger RNA. NCBI's taxonomy places the organism in Eukaryota, Metazoa, Platyhelminthes, Trematoda, Strigeidida, Schistosomatidae. The record is from the annotation of a GenBank genome assembly.